Eriocheir sinensis (Chinese mitten crab) is the source of this 5239-nucleotide messenger RNA. It is a transcript of the gene Gpo1, whose product is annotated as glycerol-3-phosphate dehydrogenase, mitochondrial-like. Gene Ontology annotation, molecular function: calcium ion binding; glycerol-3-phosphate dehydrogenase (quinone) activity. Gene Ontology annotation, biological process: glycerol-3-phosphate metabolic process. The transcript has 11 exons. Gene Ontology annotation, cellular component: glycerol-3-phosphate dehydrogenase (FAD) complex; mitochondrion. NCBI's taxonomy places the organism in Eukaryota, Metazoa, Arthropoda, Malacostraca, Decapoda, Varunidae. The record is from RefSeq and is a predicted model, not a curated record. The coding region runs from base 486 to 2771 and encodes 761 amino acids.
GCCCUUGGUCCAGUGCGAGAGUCGCUCCGGAAGCUCUUAUCUUGAUUAUCUAACUAUAUGGAGACUUUACGUGACGCUCGGUGCCACUCUUCACAGAGAGUCGCUCUAAAUCAGGCUUGCCCCCAGCGGUGACCACCUUCUCUGGGAGGGGAGGGAGGAGGCAAAGGAUCGUGACCGUGCAUGGAUGCAACCGGCGGGCCAUCCGCGAAGUCAGGUUCCUCAAUACAAUGAAAAUAGAUAACGUGCCUGAGCGUGGCUCCUCGCGGCGCGCUGCUCUACGUCAUGUUCAAUCCUUGCAACAUUUAGCCUGAUUAGUGUCCAGUGCCUUGAUGGAGCAGUGCCAAGGCGGACCAAGGGCGGGCGUGGGCCUGGCCGUGUGCGAGCUCUUUGCGUAACUCUCCACGUUUCCUCUGUCUGAGCAGACUCGACCAAGUUAUUUUAAGAGAACUGGGCCAAAACAGAGCGUCUCAUUCCCUGCCAGGGUCAUGGCCGGCUCCCGCACGAGGACCGUGGCCCGCGUGGUGGGGCUGGGGGCGGGCAUAGCCGGUCUGGGCGCCCUCGCUGCCUCGUACAUAUACGAUGACGACCAGCACACAAAGAGACAGUUCAUUCGGGUGGCAGCAGCCGAGAGCCUCAAUGUCAGGCCCACCAGGGCUUUGCCCACUCGGGAGGAACAGCUCAAAAGUCUGGGCUCUGAGCCCUUUGAUGUGUUGGUCAUCGGAGGAGGAGCCACAGGCGCUGGCUGUGCCCUGGACGCUGUGUCCCGGGGCCUCAAGACAGCGCUUGUGGAGAUGGAAGACUUCAGUUCAGGGACAUCCUCCAGAUCAACCAAGCUGAUCCAUGGAGGUGUUCGGUACCUGCAGAAAGCCAUCCUGGGCCUUGACUUGGAGCAAUACAAGAUGGUGAAGGAGGCUCUCCACGAAAGAGCCAACUUGCUGGAUAUUGCUCCCCACCUCUCAUAUCCACUCCCCAUCAUGCUGCCAGUGUACAAAUGGUGGCAGCUUCCAUACUUCUGGGCGGGCAUAAAGAUGUAUGACUUUGUGGCCGGCAGCAAAUGCCUAAAGAGCUCCUAUGCCAUCAGUAAGGAACGAGCUCUUGAGUUGUUUCCGAUGCUAAAGAAGGACAAGCUUGUGGGAGCCAUCGUGUACUAUGACGGCCAGCACAAUGACGCCAGGAUGAACCUCUCCAUCGCCCUCACAGCAACAAGGCUCGGCGCCACCAUCGCCAACCACACCAGAGUGCUGUCGCUUCUUAGAGAAAAGGAUGAGAAUGGCAAGGAGAGGUUGUGUGGUGCCAGAGUUAAGGACGAGCUCACUGGAAAAGAAAUAACAAUUAAGGCAAAGUGUAUAGUGAAUGCCACUGGACCUUUCACCGACUCUAUCAGAAAAAUGGACAAUCAGGUGGUCAAGGAAAUCUGUGCUCCGAGUAUGGGCGUCCACAUCACGCUUCCAGAUUACUAUUCCCCUGAGCAGAUGGGGCUCCUUGACCCUAACACAUCCGACGGCAGAGUGAUUUUCUUCCUGCCCUGGGAAGGCCGCACCAUUGCCGGAACUACUGACACUCCCUGUAGCGUCACCCACAGCCCAGCACCCACAGAAGACGACAUUCAGUUCAUUCUUAGGGAGGUCAAAAAUUACCUCAAUCCAGAUGUAGAGGUCCGUCGAGGAGAUGUUCUCUCAGCCUGGGCAGGAAUCCGGCCUUUGGUUCAAGACCCAAACAAGACAGACACACAGAGCAUAGCAAGGAACCAUAUCGUGCAUGUGAGUGAAUCUGGACUGGUGACAAUUGCUGGAGGGAAGUGGACCACCUACAGGUCAAUGGCAUCAGAGGCCAUUGAUGCAGCAGUCAAAGCAUGUGACUUGUCCUGCGUCCACCAAGAGUCUCAGACCGAUGGGCUGCUGCUGGAGGGAGGACACACCUGGACCCCCACCAUGUUCAUUCGCCUCGUCCAGGACUUUGGUCUGGAGUCUGAGGUGGCAAGGCACUUGGCCCACACCUACGGGGACAGGGCCUUCAGCGUGGCUAAGUUGGCAUCCCUCACCGGGCAGCGCUGGCCCAUUGUUGGUCGGCGGCUCCACAGUGCGUUCCCCUACAUUGACGCUGAGGUGCGGUACGCCUGCCGGGAGUACGCAGCCUCUGCCGUGGACGUGAUUGGCCGGCGGCUUCGUCUGGCCUUCCUCAACACCCAGGCGGCCGGCGAGGCGCUGCCAACCAUAGUCAGCAUCAUGGCAGAGGAAUAUAAAUGGUCAGAGGCAGAGAAAAAGAGGCAGUACGAGGCAGCCGUCAAGUACCUGCAGCAAGAAAUGGGCCAGAACGUUAAUCGAGCUUCAAGGGAAAAGAUACCCAUCAACCUCACCAAGAGCGAGAUAUCAGAGUACGUGAAGCGCUUCAACUCUCUCGACACGGACAAGAAGGGAUACAUCUCCCUGAAUGAUCUUCGGGCGUCACUCAAGAGAGAAGGGGAGAAACUAGGCUUUGAGCUGCAGCAAGAUGUUUUGAAAGAGAGUGAGACUGACACGCAUAGACGAAUUGAGUUCCAAGACUAUGUUCAGGCGAGAGGUCAGGAUGUCCCCGGUGAAACCCUCCAUGAGAUACUGAAAGAGAUCGACCUCAAUCUCAAUGGGCAGGUGGAGUUUGAUGAGUACCUGCAGAUGAUGGCAGCAAUAAAAGUCGGCUCCAUCUCACACUCCCGCUUCGCCCAGCUGGCGGAGAUGGCGGCGGAAGACCAGAGGAAUAAGAUAAGUGUUGACCGCAGCGGAGGCGGACUAUAGUAAGAUGUAUCACAACUGGUGUAUAUAGUCGUCCCUCAGAUAGUACAGUUUCCAAUAGUUCAGUUUCGGUUUUAUACGGAUUGUCACAGAAGAGCUUUUAGGAUUUUUAAAUUUCAUGCUCGUCGGGAAAUUUAAAAAUCCUAAAAAAUCUUCUUAGAAAAUCCACAUAAAACCAAAAUUGAACUAUUGGAAGCCGUACUAUUUGAGGGAUGACUGUAUUUGAUUUAGUGCAAGGUCAUUUCUUUGUCUUUUUUUCAAGUUAACAAUAAUAAGGAACAACAAAUAUAAGGAUACUGGAAAUGAUAAAUGUUUUAUUAGUGUUUGGAAAGAAACAUAUUCCCUGAUAGAAUGUGGUGGUUUGGUUUUUGGUUUUAUUGAAAAAGACAAAGGUCCAUAUUCUUAAACACAUCAGGCUCCCUUCAUGACUGUUUCCCAAAGCCACCGAGAAGAUUGACAGGGUUUUCAUGGGUGGUUUUACCGUACAAGAUGCAGAAGUCAGGUAAAACUACCACUGGGAUCACAAAACAGUCCAUGAAAACACCAGCAACUUCUACGAGAGGCUUUUCAGGCGAACAGAGGCAUUGAGACGUUUAAGAAUAUGGGCCUGAAAGAACAUUGCUGAUAUUGGACAGUCAUAACAGGCCAUUCCUUGCCUCUAUGUUGUCAAGCAAGAGACUGUGCUGGUAUACUAGAAGGAAUAUGUCACUGCGGAAAGGCCAAUAGGAUUUUUACCUUGACUCAAGAUAUUAUUAAGGCCAGAGCUCUGUCCACACAAUGACACCCAUGAGCACCAGCCAGUCACAGGCCACUCCUGGUGGAAGCAGUGUUGCAUCUCUCCCUCUGUACACAAAUAAAUGAAAAAUACACCAUUGAGGUGCUCCCCUGGCUUGGCAAGUGUCUGCAUUUUUAUUACCAAUGCAGCCUUUAGAUAGUCAGCCCUCUGGAUGAUGAAAAUUUUAUCUGGCUGCAAAAAACAAGUAUUGGAAGGUAAUUUUUUGAAGUCAGCAUUUUGAUAUUCAGAAAUCUUUUAAUUUAUUACAGUAUGUUAUUUUUCUACAAGAGAUACAUGAAGAAAAUGCAGUCUGUCAUCAUUUGAUUGUCUGUAGUAUGCCUCUGAUGAUUUAAGAGCUAAAUUUGGACUGUCCCACAUUGUUGAAGUUUUAAUAAAAAAAUCAAGCAUCACAGUGUUCUCAACAUAUCAGAGGAAAGAGAAGAGAUGAAAAACAUGAGGGAACUACAAUCAGCAAGUACCUAAACUGAGCAAGCAGUCCUUUGCUUUUGGCUUACAAGUCUAGGGAGUGAGUCAUACAGAGAACCAUCACGUCAUGAACAAAUCAUCGGUUCAUACUCUUGAGUUAGUCACAGGAAGAAAGUAUAAUAGUGAUCACUUCCCUUUGUCUCAUAUCCCCUUCAAAAAAUACACACAAUGAAAGAAAAGAAUAUUUGUCAUAAGCAAUGGAAACCUUGACUGGGCAGACGUGAUCAUGUGCGCCCUCACUUCUGAUGUCUCAACGAUUGCUUGUGGCUGACUCAAAAACCAUGAAGAAAGCCAACUGAAACCUUCCAGCAACAUCUUCCCACGGCCAAGACACACAAAGGAGGUGCUAGGAGCAUAUCUGAAAAAUUGAUUACCCCUCAAAGUUCCUAAAAAUCAUAUAAUAUUUGAAAGACUUCAUUAUACCAAACCAGGAAUUCAAUAUGUAUAAUGACUUUAACAAGAGAUUUGAAACUUCCAAUUGCUUAGUCAUUUGGGUUGAUUUCUUUAUUAUUAUCAUCCAACCCCACCAUAGGGAAUAAAUGGACGUUAAACAAUAAUGAUGAUGAUGAUGAUGAUGAUUCUUAAUUAUUAUUUUUACAAAUUAGACAUUUUGCUGAGUGGAUGAAGCUUAGACUCAAUUAUUAUGGAGCAAAUAAGUACAUUGGCUUUAAGAAGUGCUUACAAAUGACUUGGGUGUGCUGGGAGAACAUGGUCUGUGAUAACGGGUGUAGGAGUAAAGCUGUCAUGGUCUGUAAGGUUCAGUUUCCAAGAGGUUUCAUCAUUUGUGUUCAGAGUCCUACGUGAGGCUGACUCUUUUAUUUGCAUAUUUAGGAGCUGCCUCCACACACAAACAAAGGUAUGAUUGAUGAAAGGUGGUGAAGGAAACACGGGCUCGGGAACGAGUGUUUACUCCUGACUAGUUUCGCCUUAGUGGGCUUCUUCAAAGGAACAAGGUUUAUACAUGGGUAAGCUGUCUUAUAUACAAAAAUGAGGGCUCCCCUGGGAUACUUGGAGGAUGUUGCCUGUCUCAUUCCCCAGCCCAUGUUUCCUUCACCACCUUUCAUCACUUGUCAUAAUGUCUACACAAGUUAUGAUUGUUAGAGUAAGCAUGGAGUUGGUAAUGCAUAUGGAAUACUGAAUUGAGCUGCCAAAUACUGGGGAGGUCUUUCAAAAACAGCCCAACAAAGAGACUUGUCACUUUGGGUCUUUC